AUGGCCUCCAAGAACGCCCUGCUCGUCCGCCUCAUCCUGCUCCUCCUCGCGUCCGUCGCCUCGACCUCCUCCUCGUCCAACUCCGGCAAUGCCGAGACGGACGCGCUGAUGGAGAUCAAGGCGGCGCUGGACCCGUCGGGGCGCGCGCCGGCGCUGGCGUCGUGGUCCCGCGGCGGGGACCCGUGCGGCCGCGGGGACUACUUCGAGGGCGUCUCCUGCGACUCUCGGGGGAGGGUUUCCGUCGUCUCCCUGCAGGGGAGGCGGCUCUCCGGGAGCGUCUCGCCCGCGGUGGCGAUGCUCCCGGGACUCACCGGGCUGUACCUACACUACAACGAGCUGGGCGGGGCGAUCCCUCGCGAGCUGGGCGACCUCCCCGACCUCGCGGAGCUCUACCUCGGCGUCAACAACCUGUCCGGGGGCAUCCCCAUCGAGCUCGGCCGCCUCCAUCGCCUCCAAGUGCUGCAGCUGGGCUACAACCAGCUCUCAGGGAGCAUCCCAACUCAGCUGGGUGAGCUCAAGAAGCUCACUGUUCUUGCCGUUCAGUCCAACCAACUCACCGGGGCGAUACCGGCGUCUCUAGGGGACUUGCCGGAGCUGACACGUCUGGACUUGAGCUCCAAUCACCUGUUUGGCUCCAUCCCUUCCAAGCUUGCCGGUAUCCCACAGAUUGCAACAUUGGACCUCCGAAACAAUACACUUUCAGGAAGUGUUCCUUCUGGUCUGAAGAAAUUGGGUCACGGGUUUAAGUUUGACAACAAUUUAGAGCUCUGCGGGUCUCAUUUUGAUACUCUGAAAGCCUGUCCUAACGAUGAGAACGUCGAUGAUCAAAUGCCGCAUAAACCCGAAUCAACCUCCAUCAAACCACAGCAAACUCCACAAAAUACCAGUCAAAACAGAAAUUGCGACAACGGCGCAUGCUCGAGGUCAUCGACACUCUCUUCGGGAGCUGUUCUUGCCGGAACAAUCAUUAUUAUAGCUGGUGUGGCGGCUUGUGGUCUAUCUGUCUUCUCGUGGCACCGCCGGCAGAAGCAGAAGGUUGGUUGCUCUGUGGAGAGCUUGAAAGGCAGGCCUAGUUUGGAGCAAUCAAAGGAAACAUAUCAGAAGAGUGCCUCCUCACUUAUCAAUGUUGAGUAUUCCAGUGGCUGGGACACUUCGUCGGAGGGAUCACAGCACGGAGUAAGGCUAUCGCCGGAGGGGUCCCCGAGUGUGAGGUUCAAUCUAGAAGAGGUGGAGUGCGCGACGCAGUACUUCUCGGACAUCAAUGUGCUUGGCAAGAGCACCUUUGCGGCGACACAUAGAGGGAUAAUGCGGGAUGGCUCGGUCGUCGCCGUCAAGAGCAUCAACAAGAGCAGCUGUAAGUCGGAGGAGGCCGACUUCUUGAAAGGGCUCCGCAUGCUUACAUCGCUGCGGCAUGAGAACCUUGUUGGCUUAAGGGGUUUCUGCCGCUCCCGUGCUAGAGGGGAGUGCUUCCUCGUCUAUGAGUUCAUGGCGAACGGUAGCCUUUCCCGGUAUUUGGAUAUCAAGGACGGAGACGCCGAGACGAGGAUCCUCGACUGGCCAACUCGGGUCUCCAUCAUCAGCGGCAUUGCCAAAGGAAUCGAGUACCUGCACAGCAGCAAACCGAGCAAGCCCCCUCUUGUCCACCAGAACAUCUCGGCAGACAAGGUGCUCCUGGACCACCUGUUGGUGCCCCGCCUCUCUGGCUCCGGCGUGCACAAGCUGCUGGCCGACGACGUGGUCUUCUCCACGCUCAAGGGCAGCGCUGCCAUGGGUUACCUGGCGCCGGAGUACACGACCACCGGCCGGUUCACGGACAAGAGCGACGUGUACGCUUUCGGGGUGGUCGUGUUCCAGGUGCUCACAGGCAAGAAGGCGGUCUCGCAGCACCUCCUCCGCUGCCCCGUGGGCGACGCGGAGCCCGGCGGUGCCGCCAAGCUCGACGACCUCGUGGACCCCCGCCUCGGGGCCAGGUUCUCGAGGCCCGAGGCUGCGAAGCUGGCCGGGAUCGCGCUGCUGUGCACCAGCGAGGCGCCUGGCCAGCGCCCCGCCAUGGCCACUGUGCUACAGCAGCUCGGCGCCCCCCAGUAA
This is a messenger RNA of Triticum turgidum subsp. durum (durum wheat), 2088 nucleotides long. NCBI's taxonomy places the organism in Eukaryota, Viridiplantae, Streptophyta, Magnoliopsida, Poales, Poaceae. The record is from the annotation of a GenBank genome assembly.